This is a messenger RNA of Trichobilharzia regenti, 1092 nucleotides long. Lineage: Eukaryota; Metazoa; Platyhelminthes; Trematoda; Strigeidida; Schistosomatidae. The record is from the annotation of a GenBank genome assembly.
AUGUCAUUAGCCGGCCUCAGGAAACAACUGAAUAAAGCCAAUCAGUUUAUGAGUGAAAAGAUUGGCGGCGCAGAAGGUACAAAAUUAGACGAUGAAUAUUUGGAAAUAGAAAGAAAAGUGGAUACAAUCUCUAAACUAUUUGAAGAUGUUAUGGCACAAACUCAUGAAUUUCUUCAACCUAAUCCAGCCCACCGUGCUAAGCUGAUGACAAUGAACACGUUGAAUAAAUUACAAGGGAAAUCAAAGAAUGCAGCCUAUCCGCAGCCUGAAAAUCAGCUGGGUGAAUGUAUGGUAAAAUAUGGUCGUGAUUUGGGACCUGAUUCAUGCUAUGGCCAAUGUCUUGUACAAGCUGGUGAAUCAUUCAAAUAUUUAGCUGAAAUCAAGUAUACUAUGGAGGAGCAUGUGAAAGAGAAUUUCUUGGAUCCUUUACACAGUGUACAAACCCACGAGCUGAAAGAAAUCAAUCAUCAUCGAAAGAAACUUGAAGGACGACGGUUGGACUUCGACUGUAAAAAACGGAAACAGGAUAGAAGUGCAAGUAAUUCUAGACUACCAGAAGAUGAUUUAAAAGUGGCUGAAGAGAAAUUCCAAGAAUCAAAAGUAUUAGCUGAACAAGCUAUGAUUAACUUUUUGAACAGUGAAAUUGAUCAAGUUCAAGCACUGACAGAAUUUAUUACAGCUCAAGCGGAUUAUCAUCGUCAAGCUACAGAUAUUAUGGAACAGUUGAGGAAAUUUCUUAUUGAUAAGAAAGAUGAAACCAAUACAAAACCACGUAAAUCCCAUGAACCGAAACGUGUUUCAGGAACAUUAAAUCAUGAUACAGGUGGUAAAAGUCCAUUGAAUAGUGCACUUAGUACACCAGCGAAAAAUGGUCCUAAUCCGCAUACUGCUAAAGAUAUACCUGUGUUGGGACCAUCGUGUAGAGCGUUGUUCGAUUUUGAAGCUGAAAAUGAUUCGGAACUACCCUUCUCAGAAGGUGAUAUUAUCAGUCUAAUACUACGUGUCGAUGAAAAUUGGUUUGAAGGUGAAUUAAACGGUCGUAAAGGUUAUUUUCCAGUGAAUUAUGUUGAAGUUAUCAAUCCACUACCUUAA